CGUUACCCUUACAUCCAUGCCAAAAUGCUUCGCAUUUCAGUUAGCAAUCAGCUAAGCUUACGUACGACCAGCUCCAGUUCCCCCAGUUCCCACAAUGGCCACCACGAAGAAAGUGACCCAGCGUCUCGCCUGCGAUUCAUUCAAGCAAUGGAUCCAGGGACUUGACGCCUUCCUUUUCGACUGCGAUGGAGUAUUGUGGCGCGGGGCUGCCCCGAUUGAAGGUGCUGCCAAUAUGAUCAACCUUUUACGCUCGCUCAACAAGCGCGUAGUGUUUGUGACCAACAACGCCACUAACAGCCGUGCCACCUACGUGAAGAAACUCGCGUCGCAGGGCAUCACCGCGGUCGAGGCCGACAUCGUCACUUCGGCGUGGGCUACGGCGCAGUACAUGAAGCAGCACAAAAUUGAGGGCAAAGUGUACAUCGUCGGUGAGGCCGGUCUCAAGACCGAACUGGAGUUGGAGGGCUACAAGGUCAGUGGCUUGGAGCACAGCGACAUCAAGGGUCUCCCGCACGUGCCGGAUAUCGACAUGGAGACGAAGGCGGUUGUCUGUGGCUUGGACAGAUACUUCACCUACUACAAGAUGGCGUACGCUACGGCAUGUGUGCGUCAGAUCCCUGGCUGCCACUUCAUUGGCACCAACCCUGACUCCACGUAUCCGACGGAUGGCGCCAUUAUCCCGGGCGGAGGCUCCCUCGUUCACAUGCUGGAGUGCUCUAUUGGCCACCCCCCUGAAGCCGUGUGCGGUAAGCCUUCGCAAGAUCUGCUGCAGACCAUUGUUGCCACGUACAAGUUGGACCCCUCGCGCACGUGCAUGGUGUGAAAGCUGCAAUUUGCAAUACUUAGUGACCUGCGCUGAGCUUGUUCCGUGUCAAUUUCACAAAUAGGUUGGUGACCGUCUUUCGACGGACAUCGAGUUUGGCAAUGCUGGUGGCCUCCACACGUUGCUGGUGCUGACUGGAAUCACGCACGAAUCGGAGCUGGGCAGCAUCGAAAACGCCCUCCACGUGCCUGACCACUACGUCGAUUCGGUUGAUGUGAUCAACCAGCUCCACGCCGAGACGCUUGAGAAUUAAAAUUGGUCUCUUGUGUGAUCUGUUGAUCGAACUCAAUUCAAUAGACGCAGUGUGAUCGACUUUAGUAUUUUCAGGUGCUUUCAAGUUGAGUUCACAGCAUCAACACUGAGUUUUAUUGAUACAACUAAUUUCACGUCGUGGUUGGUAUAUUACACUAUGAACACCCUGGUUUAUACUGACGGUGA
Molecule: messenger RNA, 1261 nt
Organism: Phytophthora nicotianae INRA-310
Lineage: Eukaryota; Oomycota; Peronosporomycetes; Peronosporales; Peronosporaceae
Exons: 8
Coding region: 95-823 (242 amino acids)
Molecular function (GO): phosphatase activity
Source: RefSeq, a predicted model, not a curated record